UCAAGGAUAUCGUUGGUGCGAGGGAACUGAUGAGGUCCGUCCGCGAAGGAAUCACGAGAUGUCGGUCACCUCGGCUUUCGGCUGCGGCGCCGCCUUCCUCCGCCACCUCUCCGCCGGGUCCCGGUCCGGUUCGACGCUAAUUCUGCUUCGUGCGGGAGGGGCCAAGCCGCGGCCGUACUCCUCGUCCCUCGCGCGUUGCGCCGCCCCCGAACCCCCUGACGUCUCCCGCCUCGCCGACACCGCUCGCAUCUCCCUCACCCCGGAAGAGGUGGAACAAUUUGCCCCCAAGAUCAGACAAGUCAUCGACUGGUUUGGACAACUUCAGGCUGUUGAUCUGGAAACCAUUGAACCGUCACUUCGAGCUGAUACUGAUGCUAACACAAGCCAAAGAGAAGAUGCUCCAGAAACAUUUGGGAACAGGGAGGCAAUUAUAGCAGCAGUUCCAAGCUACGACAACCCAUAUAUAAAAGUUCCAAAGGUCUUGAAUAAGGAGUAAAGUUUCAUUUCCUUGCCUGCUGUUUCAAACAGUAAACAGGUUGGAUCUUCAAGGUGCUUAUACCUCCACUUGACUGUUAAUGGAGCCUUUGGCUGUUUUGUUUAUUUAGUUCAUCUACCUUGAGAAAUUAUGCAUAUUCCUAUUGGAUCUGGAAAAGAUCAAUUACAAUUACAUCAAUCUAAGAGAACAUAUUAAACAAA
Musa acuminata subsp. malaccensis (wild Malaysian banana) is the source of this 696-nucleotide messenger RNA. RefSeq names its product glutamyl-tRNA(Gln) amidotransferase subunit C, chloroplastic/mitochondrial. The record is from RefSeq and is a predicted model, not a curated record. Gene Ontology annotation, cellular component: chloroplast. Gene Ontology annotation, molecular function: glutaminyl-tRNA synthase (glutamine-hydrolyzing) activity. Gene Ontology annotation, biological process: glutaminyl-tRNAGln biosynthesis via transamidation; regulation of translational fidelity. Lineage: Eukaryota; Viridiplantae; Streptophyta; Magnoliopsida; Zingiberales; Musaceae.